Molecule: messenger RNA, 768 nt
Organism: Penaeus monodon (black tiger shrimp)
Lineage: Eukaryota; Metazoa; Arthropoda; Malacostraca; Decapoda; Penaeidae
Product: C-type lectin domain family 4 member M-like
Exons: 3
Coding region: 109-702 (197 amino acids)
Source: RefSeq, a predicted model, not a curated record
GAACUCCUAGCAUGACAGACCACCUGGUGAUCAGGACAAUUCUCGUCGAGGACCCUGCCACCUGUUGUUCCUCCGUCCCUGUCACCGAGACCCGUGCCAAGGAACUCCAUGAAGAGUGCCAGUUCUUUAGCACUGGCUCUUGCGGCCGUGCUAAUUCUAAGUCCUGCGACAACCUGCGCCGUCACAGGAAAUGCAGCUGACGACGAACUGAGGGAUGCUGUUACCCGACUGCAAUUGGUCCUCGCUCAGCAGUCAGAAACACUCCGAAGUCUGUUAAAAACAAAGUUCUUUGAACCCCGCUGCCCUUAUCCAUUCAGCAAUGUCAUGGACGAAUGCUUUUUCGUGAGUAACUUUAAGCUCGACUGGCACGAAGCGCGCCUACAUUGCCUUGGAAUGGGGGCCGAUCUGGCAAUGCACACUCAACUCCACGCGCUCAAGACCUUCGUCAUACAAGAAUCAUUUCGAGCCGGUUCUUUGUGGAUCGGAAGUACAGACGAAGACAUUGAGGGAGAGUGGAAGUGGCUUGACGGGGAGCCCAUCGACGAAGGUCUGUGGGCAGGGGGAAACCCGGACAGCAAAAAGGGAAAUCAACACUGUCUCAUCAUGGCGGUUCAACAAACCCCGUCCUUACGAAACGUUGCUUGCAGUUUGCCUUCCUACUUUGCGUGUCACUACAAGCUAGAAGGAGAAGAAACAAUAUGAAUGAUUUAGGAAGUGAGGGAUUGAUGGAUAUAGGAUAAGAGGAACUUUCUGUUUACAAUCAACAAA